This is a messenger RNA of Centropristis striata (black sea bass), 757 nucleotides long. RefSeq lists its product as uncharacterized. The record is from RefSeq and is a predicted model, not a curated record. Gene Ontology annotation, biological process: cell surface receptor signaling pathway. The transcript has 2 exons. NCBI's taxonomy places the organism in Eukaryota, Metazoa, Chordata, Actinopteri, Perciformes, Serranidae. The coding region runs from base 41 to 757 and encodes 238 amino acids.
AUAACUUCAAUAAGUUCAUCUCGACUUUUAAAGCUUAAACAUGGAUGUGGGCCUCGUGGAUUUAGCCUUGUCCCUGUGCCAGACCAUCUACAAAAUGGCUGUGAAAAUGAAGAGCAACAAGGAGCGCUGCCAUCAAAUAGCUCAGAGAGUCCAGGCCCUGGAGGGACUGGUUCUCAACAUCAAACAAAGAGGGCCCAGCCGAAUCUCUGCCUCUGUGAAGAACGCUCUGAGGGAACUCUGCAGCACUCUGGACUCUGCUACGACACUGAUGGAGAAAUUCUCAAAAUCAAAUGCUUUUAUGAGCUUCGUCAAAUCCAGCAAUCACGAAGACAAGUUCCACGCGGUGGACAAAAGACUAACUGAUAAUUACCAGGUACUGUCUGCAGCUCUACUUAUCGAGCAGGGGAACACGCUGCACAAAGUGUAUAAAAGUGUUUCGAGAAAUAGAAACUUGUAUACUAGACCCACAGCCGCUGAGACUUUCUCCAGCACCAUGCCCCCCGUGACCACGUCAGGGCCCACAACUUCCACGCCAGUCUUCAGCACCAUGCCGCCAAUGAGCCCUGGAAGUCUGACACCUUUCCCCUGUAUCGUGCCUCCCUCCAUGCCUCUACAUGGAACCGUCAUCUCUACCCCUUUCUCUACCACCGUUGUCUCCAAUCCUGUCUUUCCCUACAUGCCGUCAAUUCAUUCAUCACAAAAUGCAUCCGCUUUAACAAACUACAGCUGCAGCCCUUACUCCCUCUAUUAUGGGUAA